GAACCAAAACAGUAACAGUCGGAUUGUGAAAUUGGCCGUUAUUCUCUUUGUCUAAAUACCGUUUAUACAUUGAGCAAACCUUACUUUUUUCUUUCACAACUCUUCGUCCAAUAUGCUUCCUCUCUCGGAGUCUCAUGUCUAAAUUGACGCCAGUUACUUCAAUAAUAAAGAGUUUGAGAAUAUAGAUCAAGCCUUCAAAUAUCUCGCAAUCAAACUGACUUCUCGAACUUCUAACAAAUUUGACGCGUUUGACUCUUAUCUCCCAUCUACUACGAAAUGACAUCCCGUUCCUCUCCCGCCCCCAAUUCUAAAUCCGAUACUCAAUGGCUCCACGAUCUUGGCUACCCCGCCGGUCUCCACUCCUUCAAACUCGACUACGGCUUCUCAACCGACGACGCUCAAGACCAUCUCGAUGCUCUAACUCUCUUCCGCCAAUUCCGCUCCGAACAGCAAGGGCUUUGGGAAAAGAGACAUCCCUCAUAUUCAUAUUCACAUUCAUAUUCAAAUCCUGCAAAAACAGAAACAGAAACUGAAACUGAAACUAAUGCAGAAUCGAAAUCGAAAUUAAAACUCGUCAUCAGAGAUUCACACACACAUGCGAGAACAAGAACAAGCACGUCUAUUUUUUCACUCAGCGAAUCCGAAUAUCCCGACAAAGGAGAAGGAGAAGGAGAAGGAGAAGGAGAAGGAGAAGGAGAAGAAGAAGAAGAAGAAGAAGAAGAAGAAGAAGAAGAAGAAGAAACGCAUAAAGAUAUAUGAGUAGAAAAAUAAAUAAUGGGGUUCAGAAAUAAUGAUCGACGCGCAGGACAGAGGGGAUUAUCUGGAUACAUAUCAACUAUCUAUAUCUAUCUAUACAUGCAUGUAUGUAUGUAUGUAUGUAUAAUAAUGAUGAUGAUAAUGCUAUUUGAUAUAACAUUCACUCAUCUAUAUAUCUACAUCUACAUCUACAUCUAUCUAUCUAUCAGCAGAAACAAUAAAAGAAAACCA
This is a messenger RNA of Botrytis cinerea B05.10, 987 nucleotides long. RefSeq lists its product as hypothetical. NCBI's taxonomy places the organism in Eukaryota, Fungi, Ascomycota, Leotiomycetes, Helotiales, Sclerotiniaceae. The record is from RefSeq and is a predicted model, not a curated record. The transcript has 2 exons. Bases 277 to 759 code for a protein of 160 amino acids.